Molecule: messenger RNA, 720 nt
Organism: Haliotis rufescens (red abalone)
Lineage: Eukaryota; Metazoa; Mollusca; Gastropoda; Lepetellida; Haliotidae
Product: putative nuclease HARBI1
Exons: 4
Coding region: 1-720 (239 amino acids)
Source: RefSeq, a predicted model, not a curated record
AUGGCUACUUUCUUGUUGAUGUGUGAGGAAACUGAGAGAAGUUUGAGGAAACAGCGUGUUUUCCGAGAUCGCACCUUGCAGCUUGAGACACUGACAGACUUGGACCUGAUAUCGCGUUAUCGACUCACUCGCGAAGCCAUUUUCUGUCUCGUUGGCAAAGUUCGUCCUUUGGUCGAAAGACCAACACAGCUUCUUGGUGUCGUCGACGGAACACUUAUUCCCAUAAAACGACCAUCACCAAACGACGAAGCGCCCUACAUAUGUCGGAAGGGAUACCAUGCCAUCAAUGUGCAAGCAAUAUGCGACAGCUCUCUCCGCUUUACCAACGUGGUGGCAAAAUGGCCAGGAUCGACUCACGAUUCUUUGAUUUGGAGUAGUAGUCAAGUUGGGAUGAGGAUGGAGGAUUUUUUUGGUUUGGAAUUUAUAUCCUAUAUUUGUAAACAAAUGUUAUUUGGCUUCUACUAUUUGUACAGAUAUGCAUGCAGACAUUGGAUGCUAACCCCCUUAGUAGAUCCUCCGACGAAGCCUGAACAAAAGUACAAUGCAGCCCAUAUCAGGACAAGAAACACUGUUGAAAGGGCCUUUGGUGUGCUAAAGUCCAGAUUCUGGUAUAAUAUCAAAAUUACAUGUGUCUCGUUUCAGAAAUGUAAUGGAAAACCAGAUCAGGGACUGGUCAGUUAUUACAGAGAAGAGAGAGAGAAUAGAUUAACAAUAACAUAA